CUGAGUAAAUAACAGAAACGGUAGUUGCCUUUUGUGUUGUUUGGGUUUUAGGUGUGACGUAGAAGAGAAGAGAAGAAAAGAAAAGAUGGACUUAAUUGAAUUAUGGGCAAUUUUCGGACCCGGAGUCGCCGGAGCCGUCUUCGGUGCGGGCUGGUGGAUCUGGCUCGACGCCGUCGUAUGCAGCUCAACCACCGUUCCAUUUCUUCACUACCUUCCUGGAAUUUUUGCAUCUCUCGCUGGUUUGAUGUUCAAUUGCGUUAGAAAAGAAGACAUUGAUUAUUCUCCUUAUGAUGAAGGAGAGUGGAGACUGAAGCUGUGGCUCUUCAUUGCAUAUGUUGUGUCCUUUGUUUCUUUAGCUGGAUCAGCGGGUAUGCUGAUCCAAGAUUCACUUGACAAAUCUGCCCCAUCAGUGUGGACCGGAGUUGCAGGUGUUUUGCAGUGUGUUUUUGUCUUGAUCAGUGGACUGAUCUAUUGGACUGCUCAUCCCGAAUAAGAUGAACUAAGAUAUUUUUUUUGAACAAAGAUGAACUAAGAUAUGACUUGGCGUUUCAAAUUAACCAGGUUAUGCUACCCAUGUACCAUUUUCUUUAUUUGAUGUGGUGAUAAAUAGCUGCCUUUGUGUAAAUCAGUAAAUGUAAAUUGUCUUAACAAUCUUGAGCCACUGGGUAGAUUACAUGUUUCACAUGAUUGAUCAAGAUCUGCUAUCCAAAGUAAUUUAUUCGUGUGAUGUUUAAAA
Molecule: messenger RNA, 736 nt
Organism: Trifolium pratense (red clover)
Lineage: Eukaryota; Viridiplantae; Streptophyta; Magnoliopsida; Fabales; Fabaceae
Product: transmembrane protein 50 homolog
Exons: 4
Coding region: 86-493 (135 amino acids)
Biological process (GO): late endosome to vacuole transport via multivesicular body sorting pathway; protein targeting to vacuole
Source: RefSeq, a predicted model, not a curated record